AAAAAUCGGCACAUCCUGUAAUAAAAAAGCCGAAGCAGUACCUACAUUAAAUGCGUGAAAGUCGGCGGUGAAGUCUCCACAGCGGAUUUGCUAUCAGUUACAUGAACAAUCUUUAGUUGUGGCUUUCUAUGUUUAUUCUAGUUUGAGUUCGAGAUGCGUGCGUUUUGAGUGCAACCUAGUUUGAUUUAUCCACAGAUUUGAGCAUGCAGAACGGGGGUGGUACUGCGAAAGCAAAGGUCUCCGCCAAAAGCCACUCAGCCGACGUCGAGUGCGGAAAGUCGGUCGAAGUAUACGGCGGCAGUGAAGGCACCAACGCAAUCCGAAGAACGAGGUUUUCGAAAACUCGGCCACUUCGCGUGUUGAUCAGGCAGUUGCUGAUCGCGGCGAUGAUUUUCGCGGUGCUGGUGGCCCUGGGGGCCGUCGUCGGCUACUUCCUGGGGUGGAUUUUCCUGGUUCAAUUGAUGAUCGUCGCCCUAGUGGCCUACAUAGCCGCUGGUAAAUGGAAGUGGUGGUAUGUGGCCGCGAUGACCGCUCCGAGGGACUUGAGGGCUCUGUGUAAAUACAUCGGCCUGUUAAUUCAAAUCAAAUAUUUCCAGAGGAAAAAUCUAACGUUAUCGCAAAUUUUCCAACAGCAUGUCAAGAAACACCCGAAUAAACAUUGCAUAUUAUUCGAAGAUCAAGAAUGGACGUUUGCUCAGGUUGAAGAAUACAGCAAUAAAAUAGCGAAUAUAUUCAAAAGCCACGGAUAUAAAAAAGGUGAUAAAGUGGCAUUAUUUUUAGAAAACAAGCCGGAAUUUGUUGCAACAUGGUUGGGCCUUUCUAAAUUAGGCGUCAUCGUGCCGCUAAUAAAUACAAAUCUAAGACUGACUAGUCUUGUACAUUCUAUUACAGUCGCUAAAACUCAGGCUGUGAUUUUUGGCACUGAAUUGUCCCAAGCUAUGAAUGAAAUACUAGAUAAAAUAGAAUCAGAAGUUGCCUUAUAUCAAAUUAGUUGCAAUAAUAACAAUACACCGAUAGUUGAUCAAAAGUACCACAAUUUGGAUGCUUUGCUAAAAGAUGCCGCUUCUACGCCGCCCCAAAUAAAGGAUAAAAUUAAUCACCACGAUUGCUUGGUGUACAUUUACACGUCAGGAACCACGGGAUUGCCCAAGGCAGCUGUUAUUAGCAAUUCCAGGUACAUUUUUAUAGCGGCCGCUAUCAGUUGGUUGAGCGGCUUUAGGUCAGAUGAUAUAUUUUACACUCCGCUUCCCUUGUACCACACAGCAGGGGGCUGCAUGACCAUAGGUCAAAUGCUCCUUUACGGCUCCACUAUUGUCAUUAGAAAGAAAUUUUCCGCGUCCGGAUUCUUCUCUGAUUGUAGAAAGUACAAGUGCACCGUUGCUCAGUACAUAGGCGAGAUGUGUAGGUACAUUUUAGCAGUACCUCCUAACGAUAAAGAUCCUGUUCAUAAUUUACGCAUGAUUUUUGGUAAUGGUUUGCGUCCCCAAAUCUGGACGGAAUUCACCAAGAGAUUCGCUAUUGAGUCAGUUAGGGAAUUUUACGGCGCCACCGAAGGAAACGCCAAUAUAGUAAAUAUAGAUAAUACGGUCGGAGCCAUCGGGUUCAUAUCGAGAAUCAUUCCAUCCGUCUAUCCGAUUUCGAUCAUAAAAGUGGACCCGAACACCGGCGAGCCGGUGAGAGACGCCAAAGGGCUGUGCCAGACCUGCAAGCCGAACGAGCCGGGCGUGUUCAUUGGGAAAAUUAUACCCAACAACCCGUCGAGGGCUUUCUUGGGGUACGUGGAUAAAGAGGCUUCGAAGAAGAAGAUCGUUUACGACGUGUUCCAUCACGGAGACAGCGCGUUCCUGUCGGGUGAUAUCUUAGUUGCGGAUGAAUUCGGUUAUUUGUUCUUCAAGGAUCGUACGGGAGAUACAUUCAGAUGGAAGGGAGAAAACGUUUCGACAGCGGAAGUGGAAGCCGUGAUGAGUAAUUUAGUAGAUUAUAAGGACGUGGUGGUUUUCGGUGUGGAAAUUAGGGGGCAGGAAGGUCGCGCUGGAAUGGCGGCGAUAUUGGACCCCGAAGAAAAAGUAGAUUUAAAUGUGUUAGCGAAUGGAUUGAGGAAAACGCUGCCCUCGUACGCAAGGCCGAUUUUUAUACGGAUAUUAAGCAAAAUCGAUUUAACAGGAACGUAUAAAUUGAAGAAAACCGACCUUCAACAAGAUGGGUUCGAUCCGUCGAAAGUUAGUGAUAACAUUUAUUACUUAGAUAGUUCUCGUGGAAGUUACGAGAAGGUCACUAAGGAGAUUUACACGGAAAUAAAUAAUGGAAAUUUAAGGGUUUAGAAAGUAUUUAGGGCUUGCAUUUCGCUUUUUAAAAGGGUGUAUUUAACGUACACUUAUGUUAGUGGUCAUUGCUAAACUCUAUUUGUGAUAUUAUUCGUAAGCAAAUUUUAAUCUAAUUCUUCGAGAAAAAAGGUACUUUUUACUAACAAAAUUGGGUCAUUUUUUAUUUCUAGAGCACGUCAGACAAUAAAAAGUAUAUAUUUCCGUACAAAAAUUGUGUGUGGGAUUCUAAUAGAGCACGUACGAUCAUUUCAAUUAAUUUAAUUUUGCGUUUAUAAAAAUAUGAAAUUUUAGAGUAAUGGCCAAAACUUAAAUUUAGGAUUUAGGUAUAAAUACGUAAUGCAAAAAAGAUUCAGCAAUAAAUUAGUUUAGUACAAUUUUGCAAUAUUUAUAUAGCAAUUAUUACAUAUUUUUUAAAAAAAUAUGUAGUGUCCUAUUCGAUUUGUUAUAAUUUUAUUUUACUUAUGUUUUAAUAUUAGGUUUAGAGAAGUUGAUUGCUUUUUGGGAUAGAUCUGAUUUUUUUCCAUUUUUUACUUCAUUUUUAGCAUUUAUUUUAUCAUAUUUUUAUUAAUUGUCGAGAACUUUAUUUUUGUCCACUCUGUACAAACCAAAUUUGAUUUUUAAAAUUUUUAAUCGAUUUUAUAGAAACCCGAAAACUUAUGCAUAAGUGUAAAUAAAUACAUCUUUACUGACUGAACAAAAGUAGUCGUAAGGGAAUAGUUUGCCUACUUAAAAAAAACUAAAAUGACAAG
This is a messenger RNA of Phyllotreta striolata, 3073 nucleotides long. The record is from the annotation of a GenBank genome assembly. NCBI's taxonomy places the organism in Eukaryota, Metazoa, Arthropoda, Insecta, Coleoptera, Chrysomelidae.